UCUGUUUGUGAACUUUCACCAUGUCUAGCACUCUCGAAAUUGCGACAGACAACGAAAACAUGCCGCUCAUGAAAGCGCUCCAGUUCCAUGGCCCCAGGGACGUAAGGGUCGAACAGAUUGAAGAGCCUGUCUGCGGAAAGGGCCAGGUGAAGCUGCGAAACACAUACUGCGGGAUCUGCGGCAGCGACCUCCAUGAGUAUACCUCCGGACCCGUCUUAAUACCGAAGGGAGCACAUAGCAUCACCAAAGCUACCGCGCCGGUUGUCAUGGGUCACGAGUUUGGUGGAGUCGUCGAGGAAGUGGGAGAAGGCAUCACACACCUCAAGCCGGGACAGAAGGCGGUUGUGCGCCCGACCAUAUUCGACAGGAAGUGCCCCCCAUGCAAAAUUGGCUACGAGUAUUGCUGCGAGAAUAUUGGCUUCAUCGGACUAUCUGGUUACGGCGGUGGUUUUGCCGAGAAAAUAGUCGCGCCUGCAGAACACUUCUACCCCAUUCCUGAUAAUGUUACGCCGGAAUCCAUGGCCAUGAUCGAACCACUGGCGGUCGCAUGGCACGCCGUCAACUUGUCGCCAUUCAAGGAGGGUGACAAUGUCUUGGUCGUCGGGGGCGGUCCUCUUGGUCUAUGCAUCCUGCAAGUGCUGAAGAUGCGAGGCGCCAACUUCACGAUCAUUGCUGAAUUGACAGAAACCCGAAAGAAGUCUGCGAAAUACUUUGGCGCCACGCAUAUCCUCGAUCCUAGGGAAGUCGACAUCCCAGACAAUGUCCGCGGGUUGACCGACGGCGUCGGCGCGGAUGUGGUCUUCGACACAGCGGGCGUGGAGAAGGCGCUUGACGGAGCCAUUGGUGCCUGCCGCGUCCAUGGUACGAUCGUUAAUGUCGCUGUGUGGGAGAAGAAACCGCAGAUCAAGGUCAACGAGAUGAUGUACCACGAGGUGAAAUAUCUUGGCUCGGCAUUAUACGAUGAGAAGUCAUUUCAAGACACUAUCGACGCUAUCUCGAAGGGCCUACUGAAACCGGAGUCCAUGAUUACGGAUAAAAUUAAACUGGAAGAUGUGGUGGAGAAGGGAUUCAAGACGCUGCUGCAGGACAGGAAUACGCACUGCAAGAUCCUUGUCGAUCCACAGAUAUGAUCUCAAUCGAUUCAGUUACGGCGCUCGAGCGCUCAGGAUCAGGGAGGUUGGGUGAUGAAGUCAUUGUGUAUUCAUACUGAAACCUUCUAGUUAAUAGCGGUUUAAUUAGCGCAGUAAUUCUGCAUAAAGCUU
Aspergillus nidulans FGSC A4 is the source of this 1262-nucleotide messenger RNA. RefSeq lists its product as uncharacterized. The transcript is spliced from 3 exons. The record is from RefSeq and is a predicted model, not a curated record. NCBI's taxonomy places the organism in Eukaryota, Fungi, Ascomycota, Eurotiomycetes, Eurotiales, Aspergillaceae. Bases 21 to 1130 code for a protein of 369 amino acids. Gene Ontology annotation, molecular function: zinc ion binding; oxidoreductase activity.